AAACAAUCAAAGAACAAGUCUUCCCCUUAUUAUAUAUAUUCAUAUUGUUCCACCUUUAUCACCUCAUCCGUCCACCUGAGCAAGCACCACAAUGAAGCCUCACCGGCAGUUUGCCUACAGAACUGCAGCGUUAUUCUUCAUCGGACUCUUAGCAUGGGCAUACCAGAGCACCCUCCCGCCACCACCAAAACUCUGCGGUUCACCCGGUGGUCCACCGGUUACCGGUCCUCGUGUCACCCUUAGAGACGGUAGACAUCUAGCCUAUAAAGAAUACGGUGUCUCCAGAGACGUAGCCGAUUAUAAAAUCGUCUUCGUGCAUGGGUUCGGCUCAUGUCGCUACGACGAAUCGGUUUUCCAUCCGGAAUUGUUUGAAGAACUUAAGAUCUACAUGGUGACGUUUGAUCGGCCGGGUUAUGGAGAGAGUGAUCCGGAUCCAAAUCGGACAAUCCGAAGUACAGCUCUGGAUAUUGAAGAUCUUGCUGAUAGAUUAGAACUCGGGUCUAAGUUUUAUGUAAUUGGAUACUCCAUGGGUCAACAAGGAGCUUGGGGCAGUUUAAAGUACAUCCCUCAUCGGUUAGCAGGGGUGGCACUGAUUGCACCAGUUGUGAACUACUGGUGGUCAAGUUUUCCAAGAAAUUUAACAAUGGAGGCCUACAAGUUGCAACCUCGUCAAGAUCAAUGGGCGGUUGGCGUGUCACAUUACGUGCCAUGGCUCGUCUACUGGUGGAACACUCAAAAAUGGUUCCCCGGCUCUAGUGUUAUAGCUGGAAAGCCUAAUUUCUCAGCUUCUGACUGGAAAAUUCUAGCCAAGCUUUAUGGCGAAGGGUCACCAACACCGCGAUCAGUGCUAAAGGAUUACGUGCAGCAACAAGGACUAGCUGAGUCGAUUUUUAGGGACAUGAAAGUCGGGUUUGGUAAAUGGGAAUUCGAUCCAAUGGAGAUAGAGAACCCGUUCCCAAACAAUGAGGGCCGUGUUCAUUUAUGGCACGGUGAUGAAGACGGGCUCGUACCUGUGAGUUUGCAAAGAUACAUAGCAAAAAAACUACCAUGGAUUCACUACCAUGAACUACCUGGUGUUGGUCAUUUGCUACCAAAUUAUAAUGGUAACAAAGAAGCCAUUUUAAAGUCGCUUCUUAUUGGUGAAUAUUCAUAGUUUUGGUAUCAUUAUCAUCACACAUUCUUGUUCCAAGUUGAUUAUUUUAAACCCGAAUAGUUGCUUUGUUUCAACCCACGAAUACUCGCAUAGUGUUCGCUUGAUGUGUCAA
This is a messenger RNA of Helianthus annuus (common sunflower), 1265 nucleotides long. RefSeq lists its product as uncharacterized. The record is from RefSeq and is a predicted model, not a curated record. The transcript has 4 exons. Lineage: Eukaryota; Viridiplantae; Streptophyta; Magnoliopsida; Asterales; Asteraceae. The coding region runs from base 92 to 1153 and encodes 353 amino acids.